Dunckerocampus dactyliophorus (ringed pipefish) is the source of this 2388-nucleotide messenger RNA. It is a transcript of the gene bub3, whose product is annotated as BUB3 mitotic checkpoint protein. Bases 161 to 1132 code for a protein of 323 amino acids. NCBI's taxonomy places the organism in Eukaryota, Metazoa, Chordata, Actinopteri, Syngnathiformes, Syngnathidae. The transcript is spliced from 7 exons. The record is from RefSeq and is a predicted model, not a curated record. Gene Ontology annotation, molecular function: ubiquitin binding. Gene Ontology annotation, biological process: mitotic spindle assembly checkpoint signaling. Gene Ontology annotation, cellular component: mitotic checkpoint complex; bub1-bub3 complex; kinetochore.
CAGCGUCCAGCUAACGCUCAUAGCAAUCCCGGAUUCUUAGGCAGUACUGUUGCGUUUUCCGUGGUAAGGUUUCUUUUGAAACGCUUCAUUUUCCGCAAAAACUGAAGACGCGGGAGAACAAAAGAGCAUUAUUAGGAGAUUUCACCAAUAUACGUCGAUCAUGGUCUCCAGUGAGUACAAACUGAACCAGGGACCUGAGGAUGGCAUCUCAGCGGUCAAAUUCAGCCCAAGCAACUCUCAGUUCCUGCUAGUUUCCUCCUGGGACUCUACGGUCCGCCUCUACGACGUUGUCGCAAACACCAUGCGGAUGAAGUACCAGCACGAAGCCCCGGUUCUCGACUGUGCUUUUUUUGACCCGACACACGCUUGGAGUGGAGACCUGUACGCAAAAUUAAAAAUGCAUGACUUGAACACGGACCAAGAUACAAUAGUGGGAAAGCACGACGCUCCCAUUCGUUGCGUGGAAUACUGCCCGGAGGUGAACGUGAUGGUGACGGGGAGCUGGGACAUGUCAGUUCGACUGUGGGAUCCCAGGGCACCCUGCAAUGCCGGCACCUUCUCGCAACCCGAUAAGGUGUACACGAUGUCCGUGGCUGGGGACAGGCUGAUCGUAGGCACAGCAGGAAGGCGUGUGCUGGUGUGGGACUUGAGGAACAUGGGCUACGUGCAGCAGAGGCGAGAGUCCAGCCUCAAGUUUCAGACCCGUUGCAUCCGGGCUUUCCCCAAUAAACAGGGCUAUGUCUUGAGUUCCAUCGAGGGCCGCGUGGCUGUGGAGUACCUGGACCCGAGCCAGGAGGUUCAGAAGAAGAAGUACGCCUUCAAGUGCCACAGGCUGAAAGAGGACGGAAUGGAGCACGUUUACCCUGUCAACGCCAUCUCUUUUCACAGUGUUCACAACACCUUCGCUACAGGUGGCUCGGACGGCUUCGUCAACAUCUGGGACCCAUUCAACAAGAAGCGCCUGUGCCAGUUUCACCGCUACCCGACCAGCAUCGCCUCGCUGGCCUUCAACAACGACGGCAGCAUGGUUGCCAUAGCCUCGUCCUACAUGCAUGAGAUGGGCGACAUCAGCCACCCGGAGGACGCCGUAUACAUCCGCCAGGUCACUGACGCAGAGACCAAGCCCAAGUGACCUCUGCCGCCACAGUAUGCCGGUCUCCAUCUCUUGCCUCUUGGCUUUUCCAUAAACAGCAUUCAAAAGCUAAACGGAAGAGAAGCUGAAAAUGGUUCCCCCCUUUUUCUACUGUGCUGUGAAUAUACACUUGAACAGCAGAAUGCAAGCCCCCUGGAAUUUGGUUUAAUCUUAUCGCACCAUGCUUUGCAGGUUUUUUAGGUGUCUUUUUCAAAGUAUUUUAGCAUAAAAGGUGCAAGAGGAAAAAUACAAAAGAACACUUGGUUGCUUCCAAGCAGCUUUAGUUGAUUCCUCUCCUGUUUUUGUGGUUCACAGGUCAUUCAAAGUCCACCUUUAACGCCUUUAUCUGCUGGCAUCCAGUGUAACUUUUUAUAUAGUCACCUUCUUCUUUGUCUUUCUCUCUAACGCAGCAGUUUGUCCUCUUCUGUUCUUCUCUUGAUGUUUUGUUCUGACGAGAAAUCCUCCUAUUUGCCUCAUUAAAAAAAAUGUUUUUUGACAUAUUUGGGUUUUGUUGAGGUCAUCAUCAAAGUUCUUCUGGUUAGGCAUGUGUCCUGGACGACCUGCAUGACCCAGACGGUGGCCGGCGCUGAUGAGACAUCAACAGCCUAAACCAGAACCCGCUUUAUUGAUGAAGAAGACUGGAGUAAUUGCGGUAAUCUGUGUCCGGCCGGCUGGGGGGGAAGCAGAACCGGUCGCACCAAAAAUGAUGAAAAUGAUUCGCAGUAAGACCAACAGGAGACUUUUUUUUCCCCCAUCCUAAAGAUUGUCAAUUGCAUCAUAAUAGAAUUUGUGAAGCCCUUCAGCCCAAAGCAGAGAAGAUAAGAGAUGGGAGUCAAUGAUUCUACUGAAGCGGUAAUUGCUUCAAUGCGUCUCUGCAGCAUCCUGGAAAUGAUUAGCUCGCUUUGUUGCAGUAAUUCCCUUGAUUGUGGAUGGCUGAUCGGAUCAAAGCCUAAUAUGAAAUGGCAUUUACGCUGCUGCCUUUUGUUUGUCGAACAAAAAUCGUAGGGAUUUUUUUUUUUUUUUUGAUGCUGUGCUCCUAUCAGCAAGUUCAAUACAUUCAGACUCCAUUGUAACCUGUAAAAUCCUGUGUUUCAGCUCUGCCGGAGAACUUUCUCCAGCUUGAUUGCUGAAAAUGUCCAUCAAAAUUCUAAAAAUCUACUAAUACAGUAGUCUUUAAAAUUCAUACUUGAGUUUUUCCAUAUUUGAAUCAAGUAAAGAGGCUAAUGGCUAUUUGAAAGGGUUGUCACAAGAUCUCG